AUGGGAAGAGGGAGAGUAGAACUAAAGAGAAUAGAAAACAAAAUUAACAGGCAAGUCACUUUUGCUAAGAGAAGAAAUGGACUUCUCAAGAAAGCUUAUGAACUUUCUGUCCUUUGUGAUGCUGAAGUUGCUCUUAUCAUCUUCUCUAACCGUGGCAAACUUUAUGAAUUCUGUAGCAGUUCUAGCAUGGUCAAAACACUUGAAAAAUACCACAGCUGUAGCUAUGGAUCAUUGAAAGGCAACCAAUUGGAGAAUGAAAGCCAGUACAAUUACCAUGAGUAUCUGAGGCUAAAGGCACGAGUGGAGGUUCUGCAACGUUCGCAAAGAAACCUUCUUGGAGAAGAUUUGGCCCCAUUGAAUACUAAGGAGCUGGAGCAACUUGAGCACCAACUAGAGUCAUCUUUGAGAAAGAUCAGAUCAACAAAGACUCAAUGCAUGUUGGAUCAGCUUGGUGAGCUCCAAAGAAAGGAUCAAGUUCUUGCCGAAACAAACAAAGCCUUAAGGAAAAAGCUGGAAGAAAGUGCUCAUGAAUAUCCAAGGCAAAUAUGGGCAGGUGGUGCACAAACCAUUCCUUACAAUCCUCUUCCAACACAUUCUAAUGAUCAGUUCUUCCAACCUCUUGGGCUCAACUCUUCCAUGCAUAGCAGCUAUGAUGGAUUGAGAUAUACCCCGAUUGGGUCCGAUGAGAUGAAUGAUGCUGAUGAUGUGAAUGAUAACAAUCCUAAUGGGUUGUUUCCUGGAUGGAUGAUGUAGUUCAAACUAUGCAUAAGAGCCCAUGUUUCCAAAGGGUAAAAAUAAGGUAUUUUGUUCUUUUAGAAUGAAAGUUGUAACAUUA
This is a messenger RNA of Erigeron canadensis, 835 nucleotides long. RefSeq names its product MADS-box protein EJ2-like. Gene Ontology annotation, molecular function: DNA-binding transcription factor activity, RNA polymerase II-specific; RNA polymerase II cis-regulatory region sequence-specific DNA binding; protein dimerization activity. Lineage: Eukaryota; Viridiplantae; Streptophyta; Magnoliopsida; Asterales; Asteraceae. Gene Ontology annotation, cellular component: nucleus. The coding region runs from base 1 to 753 and encodes 250 amino acids. The record is from RefSeq and is a predicted model, not a curated record. Gene Ontology annotation, biological process: positive regulation of transcription by RNA polymerase II. The transcript is spliced from 8 exons.